Messenger RNA from Amyelois transitella, 5455 nucleotides. RefSeq lists its product as uncharacterized. The record is from RefSeq and is a predicted model, not a curated record. Bases 268 to 3225 code for a protein of 985 amino acids. The transcript is spliced from 17 exons. Lineage: Eukaryota; Metazoa; Arthropoda; Insecta; Lepidoptera; Pyralidae.
UUUGUCUCUUCUGUAAACCAGAAAUGUCUGUCGAAAUAAAUUGGAUGUAAAUAUUAUAUUAUAUCUGAUUAAUUAAGAAAAUUUGCACGUGAAUUAAUAUUCAAAUUAAACAGUUAUUGUGUGAUUACAAUAGUAGUGAUAAGUGACGAUACACGGACCGUAUAUUUUAAAGCAUCUGUGAUCGUAUCAUAACCAAUAUUUGGGAAUGUUAAAAACAGUGUGCUUUAUAACAAGAUAAGGGCUGUAGAUUCCCAUCUAGUCGAUAAAAUGGAUGAGGCUGUCACCCAUUAUAUCAAUUCACAUCAUUCUGGCGAGCCUGUUCAAGUGGAUACAAAUGGGCUUCCUAUCAAUGUCCAAGACGACGGCGGGGGGAGAGUGGUCACAGUUAUGCAUUCCCAGGCGUUUUCAUCACAAAUGUGCAGGCAGGUGACAGUGAAUGAGUCAGUGGGGGAAGGACAAUGGGGUGAAGAACUGUUGGACACUGACGGCCGGCUAGCCGCGCUGGUCGCCCAUCUAUCCAGGGCUUCGCACCAUCCGUCUUCACACCAUAAGAUGCCUAUGGUGAGAGACAUGGAUACCUCAGUGAUUCUGGAUACACCUUUGAGGAUCUUCAAUGGUCAAGCAUUGGAUGGCCAAGAAAAUAUAAUAGUGGAAGUGCCUCAGUUGUCCCCACUACCCUCCCUGCAAGAUAUGAAGAGAUGCCAAGGGACUGACUGGUUCAACAACAAGACCAAGGGUAUCCUCAAGGAUAACACACCAAUCCUGACAGACCCAGACACGCCCGUGCUAGAUAUGGGCGCGAGCGCAUCUCCGGCACAGAACAAACAGAGCAAGAAGAGUCUACCACAUAAGAAGAGAAUAUCGAGGAAACUGAAGAGGAACAACGGUGGAAGCACUCCGCAGCAGGACAUAGUUGUAAUAAACUGCGCAGAGGAGGUCCCGCAGGAAGAAAUUCUCCCGGACAACUUUGUGACCGUACAACAUCAGGAACACAUGCAAGUGACAAACGAGACGCAUCAUAUAGCUCACGAGAUGAGGGCGAUAUUCAUAUGUCAACUGUGCGGUGAUUUCUACGGCGAUGAUCAAAUGCGUUUCUACCAGCACCUGAAGCAGCAUUAUGAGCCUCACUCCACCAUCAUUAUAGAGAACCCCGUGCCAGACCUAGGGAUCGAUAAGAUGACAAAUACCUGCAUAGUGGAUAACGUGGCGACUCUACCCGACUCGAUUGUGGAGCUGUCACUAGAGAAUACAGUGCCCAAAACUAUGUACCAGCCCAUAGACAAACAUAUAUUGUACACGUCGAGCGAUAAAUCGAUGAACUACUCGAGCAAUAAGUUGCAAUACUCUGUGGCUAGCAUAGACAAGGAAGGGAAUGGAGAACAGGACAAGACUGAUUUGUACGACACCCUGGACAAGUUGGACAUGCAAUACAAAUGUCACAAGCCCGCCAAGAAACAUCACAGGUCGUGUGACACUCAUGUCAAGGACAACGGAGUUAAUAAGCUGGACGACAUGGGCGAGUUCAGCGAGCCGGAGGACCUGAUGGCCGGCAUCCACGUGGCGGUGGACGAGGCCGAGCCGGCCGAGGGCAGCCUGCUGCCGCACCUCACCGUGGACAGCGGCCACGUGCACCAGGACCACGUCCGGCACUGGUACUUGCGUUCCGGCGCGGCGGCCAACUGCCCCGCGUGUGUGGCGCCACAGGACUACACUCAGGAACAUACGCCUAGGCAGCUCAAAGAGGAAAUGUUCCACCGCAUGUUAGAAGUAGAAGUUCCGGCGCCAGACACAGAAUAUGCGCACACCAUCAUCCCGGAGCAGCCGCCGCCCGCGCGCGCACAGCCGCACGCCGCACAGGCCGCGCACGCUGCGCAGGCGCAGGCGCAGGAUGCGCAGAACGCGCAGGCUAUACAGAUACACUCGGUGCAUUCUCUGAAUACAAGCGAGGGGCAAGCGGAUGGCGAAAUAUCUGAAGAAGUUGAUAAGAAACCCGAGCUUACUAAAAGUAAGAAAGACCCUAAACGCUUCGAGUGUUCGAAGUGCGGCCGCGUUCUCAAACACAGGAACAGCCUCCUCUACCACAUGCUGUCUCACUCGGGGAAACAGCAGGCGUGCCGAGAUUGCGGCAAGCAGUUCUACACUGUGUCCGCUCUGAAGACACACCGGCGCGUGCACAACGACGAUCGUCCGUACAAGUGCGAUCAAUGCUCCCGCGCAUUCAGACAAUGGAGCGUUUUGAAAUAUCACAAGAGUUCCAUACAUUCCAAACAGAAACUGUUCAAAUGUGAAUUUUGCAACAAGGAGUUCGCCCGCAAGUACUCGCUCAAUCUGCAUCGCCGGAUCCACACGGGCGAGUACAAUUACAAGUGCGAGUUGUGCAACAAGAGUUUCAGAGCUUCGUCCUACAGACUGACACACAUGAGGACUCACACUGGCAUCAAACCGUAUAAGUGCGAGGAGUGCGGGAAAUGUUUCCGCGCCACUAGCGACCUCCGGCGGCACAUCAAAACGCACGAGAAAAUGCGCAACCGUCUCGAGGAGAAAAACAAACCGAAACCCAAAGAGAAAAAGGGUAAAACCGGCAAAGAAGUGAAACUGGAGCCCAGUGACGUAGAAGUUGCAAAGGAGAAGAAUGAUAACGGCCAACCUGAAGCGAAACAUGAAAAGGUUAAAUCUUACGCAGCGGCGUCGACGACGUCCAAACUCGUUAUACCAAAAAACGUGGAGAAAAUCAAGAUGGCGAAGAAAAUACACAAAAAAGAUGGCGCGCCCAACGUCACCGUUUUGAACAGAGCCGAUAGCAGUCACAAAAUGGCUGUAGAGUGCGCUAAUGACGUUGAAGUGUUCGAUACUAGGCAAGCGAAUGCUGAAUAUAAAUUCAAAGAUGUUUACAGCGAUCAUUCUGAAUUCAAAGAUGAACAUGUAACAGUUCCUUAUAAAGCUAAUAAUUCACAAUAUAAAGAUGAUGUGAACACUUCCGAAGAAAGAGAUUUCGCCACCUUAAGACCGAUAUUCAGAAGUAACGACCCUAUGGAUGUUUCUGUUGUAGAAAAAGUUGUUAGAACAGAAAAUACAGAUGGUAAGAUGCAAGUUUUCACACACGUGGAAAAGAGUAAGGAAUAUAGCGGUCCAUUGGGUGCGAGCAGGACGGAAACAAUGACGAACGGCGAAGAGAAUUUGUUUUUGGAGAGAUUGACUGCCUUAUACAAUAUACCCGCCAUAUGAAAAUAGUUCCGGAGAAAUAUUACUGGCGAACAGUAAUAUUUUCAGCUUUAAAAACAUUAGGGAAAUGUGUAUAAUAAAUAAGUAGUGAAUUAAGUAUGUAUGUAAGUUUUUAUAUUUAUUUUUAUUAGGCGUUUUACGGGAAAUAAGUAUAAAAAAAAUAAAUAUGUAGGGAAUUUUCACUGAAAAUGUUGCUUUUAAUUGAGGGAUACUAACUCAACGUUACUCGAUUUAAUAAUUAAUCCAUGUACAUGUGUAAAUAUGAGCAACUGUUUUAAUUUACUUUUCGAUUUCUAAAUAAAAUAUUUACGUGUAUUUUUACCCGAUAACGGCGAAUCAAAAAAGGGUUAUUACCGUAAUUUUUUCAAGCGUAUAUAGUAUAAUAUAUUUAUGGGCUGGUAUUUCUAUACAAUGAGGCCUGUUAUUUGUUAUAAAACGAGUUAUACUUACAAAAAAUCAACUUUUUUUUAAAUAUUGAAAUUAUUUUUUUCAUUUCCAUAAUAUAGUCGUAUUAUCAAGCGUUUCUCAUAGUUUCUCGCUUUUAGGAGACUGAGAUUAUUUCAUAGUUGAGUUUCUCAAACCUCGCUAAAUAAAGUUUUAGUUAAAAAUCUGUCAUAACACAAUGUCGACAUUUCCUUAGGUUGUCUGAACCAAAGCCGUCUUGUUAUUUUUUUUCUUUUUUAACAUUUUUAACAAUUAACAACAAAUUGUCAACAACAAAUAACAAUCACAAAAUCUUUUCAAUUGAGUUUGAGCUUGGAAGACCAAACGUAGAAAUUAAUUAGAUUUUUUGUGGUGCAGAAUAAUUUCUAUUAUAUGUUAAUAAUUACGCACAGUUUGCUAUGGUAAUUUAAGCAGUUUUGUUAUAGGUAAAAUGCAAAUUUUUUAUUUGGGAAAAAAAUAAAUUAUUUUCAUAUAAUGUUGAUUGAUUGCGAUAUUAUGCUAUCACAAUUAUCAGCCAUCAUUGGUAAACAUACAACCUUGCUAUCGAUGGUAAUAGAAUUGCAAAUGUGUUGAAUUUUCUUUGUAUUUUUUUUUCUUCAUGAACCCAGUUCGUAUUUAAAAUUCACUCAUUGCACCUACUUACUAUCGGCCGCUUGUUGUUCUUUUGAUUCGAGAAGUUGCAUAAUAAUUGUACCAAAAUAAAGUAGUUAAUUUUAUAUAAAAAAAAAAAGAAAAUAAUUAAAAAAAUCUUUUACUUACUACCUCAUUUGUGGUAUGUGAUUAUAAAAACAUGGAUCGAUAAUUUUAUUUUUAGUUACGAUUCUCAUCGAAAGUGUAUAGUUGUAAUAUCAUUUCUCACUCUUUUCUCGUAGUGAGAAAUGAUGACGACAUAUCUCCUUAUAUAAUCUUAAUAAUAUAAAACCAUUAAGAUGCCCGGUUAAAAUGCGUUAUGCGCAUAAAGGCACAGGUUUGAAUCCCACGUGGGCCAUGUACCAAUGUCUGUUUUCGAAUUUAUGUACAUUAGUUUGAAUACUAAUCCGAUGCUCUUACGGUGAGGGAAGACAUCGUAUAGAAACCUAUACAUUCAGAACUGGAUGUGUAACCAUGAUUGAUCCAAUACGGGUUGGGUUUACCUGCAAAGAUUGCGGAGUUCAGUUCGAAGUCGUUUCGUGUAAAAACCUGACUCACCCUAUCCAGGAUCCAUGGUCACAGUCAUCAACAAAUUGUUUGUUUAAUAUUCGUUUCUUAAGUUGUUUUCGGGACAACAACAAUAAAACAUCUACCAUCGAAGAAUAAUAUGACACUAUAUUACUGUUAUAAAUUUUUAAUUAACUUAUAUACAUAUGGUAUUUAGCUAUUGUUGGUUUACCAAAUAAAAAAAACUUUGUCGUCGCAAUGGUAAUAAUAAGUCCAACAUCAGUCCACCAUCAACCAUAACGAUUGAAUUUCAAUUAUUGGGUUUCAUUUGAUAUGUCGACAAAUGCGCAGAUAACAGCAUAGUUGUAAGCGAUGACAUUAUUUACAAUUAAGUACAGUACUACCACUUUAAUAAGUUACACCGAUGUACCUGCGCAGAAAUCAAUUUUUGUCAUGGCGCGAAAAUAUAUGCGCCAUUUGAACGCGGGAUCAAAACCGUUCGCUAUUGGCUAAUUGCGUACGCACCAUGUCUGGAGUUCGCAGGACCACACCGUCGCGGCGUCGCGGUAGUCGGUAAUGAGCGAGAUACACGAAUCCUGUUGUUUUGGGAUCUAAAAUCCUAUGUAGUAGAAAUAAGUUCGUUAUUUCACUA